AGAAAGUCUUAGAUCACACUGAAUGUCUAAAACUCUUAAUGCUGAACGUAAAAGGAGAAGAUUCGAGGUGGAAUGGGAAGGCGUCCAUGAUGAUUUGCGAACACGUGUGCUUAUGUCGGAGAAUUAUACAACUGCCCGUUACCGUAUGCUACUGAUAUCAGCGAUAAGAAAGGAUAUCAGUGAUGAGUUUAAACAGCUUCUCGAACUGCAAAUGAAGAUAAAAUUUGGCGAACAUGACGAUGCUAUAAAUUAUCUCAAUGAAGUAAUGCGUGACAAUCGCGAUUUUAUCUAUAAAGUAAUUGAAAUGGUUGCUGAUGAUUAUACGCAGAGGGGAAUCGAAAACAUGGAAGGAUUCGGAUGUUUCUUCCAACAUUAUGAGCUUGAUCAAGGAGUUGCGCUGUUCAAGAAGGCUGCUGAUGCCAAUCCGGCAAAAGCUUGUCCGAUGUUGCUUGCUUUCCUGGCCAUGCGUCCCCAAGCUUUCAAUGCUAUCUCGGGGUUUCUAAUGGAGACUUUACGCAAAUCAACUGAGCCUCCUCAUGGACUGGUAGCAUUUGGCAAUUCGCUACUAACCAUGAACUUCGGAAAUUUGAUGCCGGACGAUAUUCUUUUUGUAUACGAUUCGAUUCUGCGCUCUGCGUUCCGGGACUCUUUCAGCAACGUGACUGGAGAUAACAAAGAUAGUAGAAGGAAAUGCGAUCGUAAUGCGAACAAAUUCAUCAGCCUCACAUAUCCAUUCUUUGCAGCUGUAACGGCCAAACUAGGACUUCCCAUAUUCGGAGCAAAAAUCGAACGGUCAGGGGUACUUCUGGAGAAAUUGGUAGCAAGUCUACCAGAAAAAUGGUCGCCACCGGUCACACGCGUGGUUGCGUAUGCAUUGUGUAUAGCUCGGCUUAAAAUGCCAUCGCUUAUUCAUAAUUCCUUCCUCACCUUAUGGCUGCCAUCAUUCAAACUUACCCGGCAAAAAGAUGUGAAGUUGGAUUUCGAGCAUAAUAAAAAUUUCAUGGGUCAUGGAGUCCUGCUCAAUAUUGCCACAUUAUGUGCCAAGCUGGCACCAACAUCUCCAGAGUUUCAGCAAUGCCUUGAGAUUGCAGGAGAAGUCGAGACAUCCCACCUGAUAUCGCUUGCUUAUCUCUAUACACGGCAGUAUGAGAAAUGCAUAGAUUUUAUAGCAGCGAGACCCACCAAGAACAUCGAGAAUAAGCCACAGCUUCUUGCUACAAAAAUUGCUGCACAAUUCCAGCUUCGCAAAAUUAAGGACAUGCUUCAGACUAUCUCGGAAAUCGUCCCUGUAAUUAUAAAAAAUGAGUGGUACUCUAUGGAUCCAACGAUUACCGACGCUGGAGCCACUAUGGAGGCUCCGUUUUGGUUUAUUCGCAAUUCGGCUGCUGGUCAUUGGGUGACAAAUUUAUUGCUGCUAUCGCUUCGACCCCUACUCAAUGGUACAAGCAGUGAUAAGCUGAUAUCUGCAAUAAUGGUGUUAUCUCAAGCGGAUUUUGCUGUCAGCGGUUUCGCAGCUUUCAAUGAAGCCAUGGACAUUGCAGAGGCAAAGGAAUCUUUCAAUUGUGCUGGCAUUUUUGACUUUAUAUCGGAUCCAGUUGUUAUGGAUCGAUUAGCGAGUUUGGCCUCAGAUCGUCCUCAGUGUUUUUCUAUGGGAGAAAAAGACAACGAAUCUGAACUCCAGAAUGCAAUAGAAUCGCGCAUUACGAAUCUAGACGAAGGUGACAAAAUCAGAUCUUGCCUACAGUUCUUAAUGAAAGCUGGUUACGAUAUGCUGUGUUCUUGAUAAAUAUUCAAAAUGCU
Messenger RNA from Cylicocyclus nassatus, 1800 nucleotides. The record is from the annotation of a GenBank genome assembly. Lineage: Eukaryota; Metazoa; Nematoda; Chromadorea; Rhabditida; Strongylidae.